Molecule: messenger RNA, 1412 nt
Organism: Harmonia axyridis
Lineage: Eukaryota; Metazoa; Arthropoda; Insecta; Coleoptera; Coccinellidae
Product: dynein regulatory complex protein 9
Exons: 6
Coding region: 70-1311 (413 amino acids)
Biological process (GO): cilium organization
Cellular component (GO): motile cilium; cytoplasm
Molecular function (GO): protein binding
Source: RefSeq, a predicted model, not a curated record
AAUUCUUCCUCAGUGGAAAUUCUUUCACAUAUUUUUUUUAAUUGGGUGUUGCUCUAGACAAUCAUCAAAAUGUUUUUCUUCCAACCAGGGAUCAGCGAACAGAGCAGCGUUAUGGAAAGUGAUGGCACCUUUGUGGAUAGUAAAACUAUCAGAUUUGUUGAAAAGUGUACAGUCAUUCAAGAACGUAGGCGAAAAACAUUAAGAGCCCCAAGGAAAAUGAAGUUUGAUGAACCAGAAGAUCCCGAACUUGACGAGAUAUUGUCAAUUGGGUCGAUGGAGAUAGAUCCGGAAAUGUGCCAACUAACUCAAAUAGUAGCUGUCACUAUGGCUUCCAUCAUGGAUGACGCAGCAGAAUCUUGCUUCAUAAUGGCAAAAACCUUUGGCCUGCCUGAGGUACAUAUCGAUAUAUCUCAAAAAACUUUACAGGACAGGAAUGAACUGCUGAGAUCUCAUAGCACACUCUUCAAUCCAGAAACAUUAGAAGAUUAUUCAAAAACGCAGAAUAUUUACAUGCUAAGAAAAAUUCAUGGCGAUAUAGUGUUCUUGCAAACUAUCCUAGCUAAAGGUGUUAAAAGUCUCAUGUCUGACUAUAACUACCACCCUUGGCUUUCGUAUAUAGAUAACUAUGAGCUUGCACUGGAACAAGAUACUAAACUUUUAGACAUGGUUGAGAGGAAGACCCUGAGAUUGCAACAACUCAAGGAUAAAUUACAUACUGAUAAAAUACAAUUUCAAAUUGAUUCCGAUCAAUUGUCAUUAGCUAUUGGAAAAUCCAGGGAUGAAAUGGAGGAUUUGAUAAUACAAUCAGAAAUCAACAAAAAUUACUUAGAAAAUUGGGAAAAAUCAAGAAGACAGCAAAAUAUGAGAAUAAAAUUAGGAAGAGAAGAAAAUUACUUGGAUAGAAUUAAGAAAGCUCAAACUGAUAGUCGAAAAGAGACUCGAGUUCAUUUGGAGAUAGAAGCAUACAUGCUUGAAUACUUUAAGGAUAUUGAGAAUUUAAUCCAAGAAUGGAUGAACACUUAUGACAGGGAUAUAGAAACCAAAGACGAGGAAAUUUUGAAAAUGGGAUUUAAUAUUGAAAACUUAACCAAUGAUUUGAAAAUUUUGAAUGAAUUGUACGACAAAAGACAAGAUGAAAUGAAUAAGUGGCUGGCAAGAAAAGCUGAGAAACAGCGUAUAGAAGAGGAAAUUAGAUUUUUGAACAGAAUGGCUACCAUGAUACAAGCAUGGUGGAGGGGAACUAUGGUAAGAAAGAAGUUGGGCCCUUACAGACCAGCAUCAAAAAAGAAAGAUAAGAAAAAGAAGAAAUGAAGAGAAGCAGAGGAAGCAACUGAAUGAAAACUUUUUUUGAAUAAUUUUGUAUUACGAUAUAAAUUUCAAUAUUUGCAAUUAAAGUAGAUGAACAAAUAGUA